UGUGUGUGAGCGAGGCGGGGAGAGAGAGCAGUAGUGCGGGACUGCCUCAGAUCACUCCUCGGUGCAAUUGGAGGUAGACCGCAGCCGGCAACAUGAUUCUGUUCACACUUGGACUAUAUUUUCAACUCCUCUGCUAUGUGGCAUCAUUCUCUUACAUGGAUAAUAUAUUCCCUCUUCCAACAGAUCUCCAGUUGCUGGAAACCAGGAAGAAAUUCAACCCCUGCUGUUUACUGAGUCCACCUCCGCCCCCUCUCUUCCCUCCACCCCCUUCCCUGUGGCGGCAGGGCCCUCUGACUGAGACUGAUGUUCCACCAAAUGUCCCAUACAAUCCCACACCUCAGACAUGCUCCCCAGGGCCUCCGGGACCAGCAGGACCUCCUGGCCCUCAGAGAAACACUGCUCCGCUGGACCACGUGUCUGCUGACAUGUUCCUCAUGAACCUUAUUUCCCCUCAUCUAGAUCUCCAGUUGCUGGAAACCAGGAAGAAAUUCAACCCCUGCUGUUUACUGAGUCCACCUCCGCCCCCUCUCUUCCCUCCACCCCCUUCCCUGUGGCGGCAGGGCCCUCUGACUGAGACUGAUGUUCCACCAAAUGUCCCAUACAAUCCCACACCUCAGACAUGCUCCCCAGGGCCUCCGGGACCAGCAGGACCUCCUGGCCCUCAGGGUCCUGCUGGACUGCCGGGACCAAAGGGAGAUAAGGGUGAAAUUGGAAGACCCGGACAAAAGGGACGCACUGGCCCUCCUGGUCUCCCAGGACGACAGGGACCAAGCGGAUGGCAAGGACCAACUGGGCCUAAAGGGGAGAAAGGUGACCCUGGGCUGAUGGGAAUGCCAGGGGCAAGAGGACCAAUUGGACCCAAGGGCUUACCUGGACAUAAGGGAGAAAAAGGCUCACAAGGUUUCAGAGGUGAAAUUGGCUUAAAAGGUGACAAGGGAUCAAUGGGUCUUCCUGGAAUGCUUGGCCAGAAGGGUGAAAUGGGCCCAAAAGGAGAACCUGGAAGCUCAGGGAACAGGGGACCCACCGGCCGCCCAGGAAAAAGAGGAAAGCAGGGUGCAAAAGGUGACAUUGGUACAACUGGACCCAUGGGUCCUGCAGGCCCUCAGGGCUCCCUUGGUCACCCUGGCCCUCCUGGUUUGCCCGCCUCAGGACUGUACAUGGUAGGACAGAAAGGAGAGAAGGGACAUCCUGGCAGCCCGGGACGCUGCGGCUGUAAUGCCCCCUCCUUUGACCACUGGGGCAGCUAUCCCAGAGUGCCAGCGAUCUUUGUGGUGAAUAACGAACAGGAGCUGAACCGCCUCCAGACUGAUAAUGCUUUGGCCUUCCGUAAAGAUCAGAGGUCACUUUACUUCAAAGACAUUGAUGGCUGGAUGCCAAUUCAGUUAACACCAUUCCAGUCGAUGGAGCGUGAUCCUGACCAGAAGGGUUUCUGCGGAGACAGCAUCGUGCAAGUUGAGAACGGAGAGGAGUGUGAUGACGGAAAUAAGGUGGUCACAGAUGGCUGUGUCAAGUGCAAACUUGCAUAUUGUGGGGAUGGAUAUCGCUAUGAAGAGGUAGAGGAGUGUGACGGAAAGGAUUUUGGCUUUCACACAUGCAGAUCCUUUUUGCCUGGAUCUUAUGGACAUCUCAAGUGCACAGCUGACUGUUUCAUUGACUCAACAAACUGCAAGUAUUUCACAUGAGGACUA
Messenger RNA from Sinocyclocheilus anshuiensis, 1688 nucleotides. Its product is annotated as acetylcholinesterase collagenic tail peptide-like. The coding region runs from base 93 to 1682 and encodes 529 amino acids. Gene Ontology annotation, biological process: extracellular matrix organization. The record is from RefSeq and is a predicted model, not a curated record. Gene Ontology annotation, molecular function: extracellular matrix structural constituent conferring tensile strength. The transcript is spliced from 20 exons. Lineage: Eukaryota; Metazoa; Chordata; Actinopteri; Cypriniformes; Cyprinidae.